Molecule: messenger RNA, 1491 nt
Organism: Taeniopygia guttata (zebra finch)
Lineage: Eukaryota; Metazoa; Chordata; Aves; Passeriformes; Estrildidae
Gene: LIPT2
Product: lipoyl(octanoyl) transferase 2
Biological process (GO): protein lipoylation
Molecular function (GO): lipoyl(octanoyl) transferase activity
Source: RefSeq, a predicted model, not a curated record
CUCCAUCCCGCAUGGAGCUCGUCCACAUGACUCUGUCCACAUGACUCUGCUGUCCCUAUCAUCGCCUCCCGUUCCAUCCCCGCCUCUCGCUCCUACCCCGUCUCCUUCUUCCGUUCCCGUCCCCGUCGCUUUCCCGUGUCCCCGUAUCCGUUGCCCGUCUCCGUGGCCCAGCCCGUGCCCCCGUCCCCGUCCCCGUCCCCGUCCCCUGGCUGCCGCCCCGGCGCGGCCCGGUUCGCUGUUGUGCGCUCGCCCCGCCCGUCGGCCCCGGCGGUGUCCCGGCCGUGUCCCCGCGGUGUGCCCGCCAUGUCGCGGCGGACGGUGCGGGUGCUGCGGCUGGGCGCGGUGCCGUACGCGGAGGCGCUGCGGGUGCAGGAGCGCUGCGUGGCGGCGGCGCGGGCGGCGCGGGGCCCGGCGGCACUGCCGGGGCCGGCGGCGGGCCGGGGCGGCGCGGAGGCGCUGCCGGCGGAGAGCGUGGUGCUGAGCGAGCCGGCGCAGCCCGUGUACACCUGGGGGCUGCGGGGCGCGCCGGGCGCGGCGGCGGCCGCGGCGCUGCGGGCGCGGGGCGCGGCGCUGGUGGCGGCGCGGCGCGGCGGCCACAUCACCUUCCACGGCCCCGGGCAGCUGCUCGCCUUCCCCGUGCUCGACCUGCGCCGCCGCCGCCUCCCUCUCCGCGCCUACGUGGCCGGGCUGGAGGCGCUGGUGCUGCGGCUCUGCCGCCGCCUCGGGCUGGGCGCGGCCCGCGCCCUCCCGCCGCCCUUCACCGGGGUCUGGAUGGGCGACAGCAAGCUCUGCGCCAUCGGUGUGCACUGCGGGAACCACAUCACCUCGCACGGGCUGGCGCUGAACUGCUGCACCGACCUCUCCUGGUUUGAGCACAUCGUCCCCUGCGGGCUGGAGGGCAAGGGCGUCACCUCGCUGAGCCACGAGCUGGGGCAGCACAUCGCCGUCAGCCACGUCCUCGAGCCCUUCCUCGACUCCUUCCAGGAGGUGUUUGACUGCACUUUGGUCUCUUCAGAAGACCCUGGGGAUUAGAAUUGUUGUGGUGCCUUGGCCGGGUGUUUUGGCAAAGCCACGGCGCAGCCAGUGGGCAUCAGGGCAUUGCCGGGGGUCUCUGUUGUGAGAUGAGUUCUUGUGCCUUUGCCUGUAGACUGUGACUGGGCCUUGGCACAGGGUUUCAGGCUGCUGCUCGACCAUCCAAACCUCCCCUGGGGCUGUUCUCUCCAGCCCUGUGAGUCUCCAUCCCUCGGCUGAAAUGUCCAUGGGUACCAUUUGCUGGGGAAGUACCCGAACAGGUGCUUUUGUGGGGUUUUUUUCUGCUUUUUGCCCCACAAAAAUUAAAGAUUUGUGUGAAUGCUCAUGAAUUCACAUGAAUUCUCAUGAAUUCACAUGAAUUCUCAUGAAUUCACAUGAAUUUGUGUGGCUUGAGCAUCCUUCCCUUGCUGAUGGGUAAGAAGAGGCAGAAUUUAUAUAUGUAAAGAGAGUUGCUGUGAA